Molecule: messenger RNA, 1254 nt
Organism: Parasteatoda tepidariorum (common house spider)
Lineage: Eukaryota; Metazoa; Arthropoda; Arachnida; Araneae; Theridiidae
Source: RefSeq, a predicted model, not a curated record
AAUAUCUAAUUUUAGAGAGGAAAAUAGUUAUCUUUGCUUACUAUCCUCAGUGCGUUAAAAUAGGAAGAACUCUACUCCCUCGUUCUACCAUGGUUUUCUAAUAGCUAGUCGCUAUUAGCGCAAUGUUGUCACUUUUUUGGAUUAGUUUAUUGUGUGCAGUUAUUGGUGGUUUAAGAGGAGAAACUUGCACAGAGGACGUAUUAAACAAGUGCCCGGAAGAGGGAUUUUUUGACCAUUUUUAUAAUUUCACAGAUACAAGAGAGGAAUUCGGAGAAUAUUGUGAGAAAAAACUAAAAGGGGCGAAAUGCGUGGGAGAUUUAAUGAGAGACUGCACGCAUAUUAGAGAAUUUGGAGACUUCAAUGAGGAUACUGGAGCCAAACUGAAAAUAUUUGAAGAUCUAUGCACAGAUGGGACAGAACUCAACAAAGUUUACUUGAACAAUAUAGACUGUUGGCCAAAAACCAAAAGUGAUCUUGAAUAUUGUAAAUCAAAAUUUGCUGAUGCUCAAUAUAAAAUCUUUCAAGAUGAAAAAGGUUCUGGCAUGAUAAUGUUCCACAGCUGUUGCGCUUUUGAAUGGUUGAAAAUGUGCACAUCAACAUUAGUUGAAUUGAAAUGUAAUCAGGAGGCACGGAGCUUUAUUGAUGAGCUUAACAGUGUUUUGAAAGGUAAAGAAAGUAAUACCAUGUGCCGGAUAAUAAAAGAGGAGCCAUUCACAAAUUGCUCUGGGCUGUAUGGAGAAGAGAACCUGGAAAUAGAAGAGAGACUAAAAAAAGAAGAAAACCUAGAGAAAGAAGAGAAGCAGGAAAAAGAAGAGAACCUAGAAAACAAAGAUCUCGUAAUGAUAUUGUCGGGUGGCAGCAAUGCACGCAUGGCGUCAUUUAUUCUAAUCUUCCUCCCUUUUAUUCUUACAAAAAUAAAAGAUUAUGUAACACUUUAUUAAUAUUAUUUUUGUCUACAUCUAAAUGUUAUUUUAACCCGUUCACGUGACGAGAUUCUCCCUUCAUGACCCACAGUAUCAUAUAUGAAACAAGUCUUACCAGCGACCCAUGGUCAAACGAUCUUGACUUAGAACGUUUUCGUUUAAUUUUUAGACAACACUAAAUUGGCGGUAGAAGUUCGUUAUAAUUUCGAAUAAGGACACACUUCAAUAUGCGUUACGGUUCCAGCAUUAUUAUUAUUUUGUUCUUUAAAUUUGAUCCGGAGUACAUCAGUUCUUUAGAGACAAUUGUAAAUCACAGCGCUGUUUUUUUUUU